AUUUUCUUUAACACAUAUGAGUUAUCAUUUAAUUAAACUUCUGCAAAAUGUAAUGUAAAUACAUUUGGUUCAAUUGAUAUGAUAAAAUAUAUCACUCAGCAAUAUAUUAAACCCUUUCUGUCAAUUUUUAGAAGACUUUUAAAAAUAAAAAUGGCAUGUUCUACCGAAGAUUACAUUGAAGAAGUAAUUUGUGAAACGUCCGAUAUACUAGAAAACCAUCCGAAAACGUUUAAAUUAGGAGAGGGAGAGAUUCUGUUAAUUAAGCAAAAUAACGUGAUAAGUGCAUUAGGUUCGAGAUGUACUCAUUAUGGAGGGCCUCUAGUUAACGGUGCUUUAGGAAACGGCCGAAUAAGAUGUCCCUGGCAUGGUGCCUGUUUCGAUUUGACCACCGGAGAUAUAGAAGAUUUCCCAGGUCGUCUGGACUCCUUGCCCUGCUACAAAGUGACUGUAGAUGGCGAGAAUGUUAAAGUCAGAGCGUCGAUAGCGGAUUUAAGGCACAACAAGCGGAAAAAAAAUAUGGUCAAACGAAAUAGGGUCUCGAACGAUUCGGUUGUGGUUAUCGGAGGCGGUCCUGCGGCGGCGGUUUGCGUAGAAACUCUAAGACAAGAACUUUACGACGGCCGCAUUACGAUGAUAUGCCAAGAAAAAUACCUUCCUUACGACCGAACGAAGUGUACCAAACAAAUGGAUUUCACCAUUUGCGAUGGACAACUGAGAAACGGCCCGUUCUACCACUCGCACGACAUAGACAUUAUGAAGAGCGUGGAAGCGGUUUCGGUGAAUACCAAAACAAAAACCGUAAAAUUGAGCAACAACAAGACGCUUCAGUACACGAAACUUUUCAUAGCCACGGGGAACUCGCCGAAGAGAAUUGCCGUCAAAGGUGAAGAUUUAAAAAACAUUUUUUUAUUGAGAAAUUACGACCACUCUAAGAUAUUGUAUUCCGCUCUAUCGAAAGACAAGCGAAUGGUGGUUAUCGGCGGCGGAUUCAUCGGCAUGGAAGUAGCCGAUUUUUGCGCCGAUAAAGUCAAAAAGAUAACUCUCGUUAUGCGGUACGAUAAGCCGUUGAAAUACGUUUUUGGCAACGAAAUUGGCGGCGUCCUCAUGAAAUUAUUCACGAAAAAGGGCAUCGAAUUCGUGCCAAAUGUCAACGUUGUGAAUUUUAUCGGUUGUGACAAAGUAGAAAGCGUUAAUUUAUCCGAUGGAUCCAGCUUGCCCGCCGACUUGGUGGUGAUCGGCGUGGGCGUCGAGCCGAAUUCGGCGUUCCUGGAAAAUUCCGGCAUUCAUUUGAAAAGCGACGGUACGAUAAUAACGAACUCCCGCUUGGAGACCAACGUGCCCAACGUAUUCGCCGGCGGCGACGUCGCCUGCGCCCCCAUUUGGUCUCACAACAACGAAAAAGCCUCCGUCGGCCAUUUCGCUCUGGCCCAUUACCACGGUCGCAUAGCCGGCCUAAACAUAGCCGGGAAAGAGACCGAGCUGCGCUCCAUACCAUUCUUUUGGACCAAAAUGGCCGGAUACUCUAUACGUUAUUGCGGGUUCGGAAACUUCGAUCACAUCGUGGACGCGGCGGGCAGUUACGAGGAGAUGAAAUUCCUGUUUAUUUACCUGAAAAACGAGAAGGUGGUGGCGAUGAGCUCGUGCAAUAUGGACCCGUACGUGUCCAAGUUCGCGGAGCUGGUGCAGCAGGGCAAGCAUUUGACCAGAGCAGACGUCUGCCCGUGCGAUGGCAUCCUCAAAUGGGCUUCGUGAUUUAUCGCAAUACUGUAUACUAAUUCAAGAUUAUAAAAAAAAUCUCAUAUUAAUGUACUGUGCAUUUUAUAUUGGGGAAUUAUGGAAACGAAUAGAACAAGAUGCUCGCUAUAAGUAGUACGAA
Messenger RNA from Phyllotreta striolata, 1876 nucleotides. Lineage: Eukaryota; Metazoa; Arthropoda; Insecta; Coleoptera; Chrysomelidae. The record is from the annotation of a GenBank genome assembly.